UCAGUCAAAGUACCAGAAGUACAGUUGAGGAAUUUACAGCUCACACUAUUCAGUCUUAAGUCCUUCUCCGAAUAUUACCGAAAAUGAGACAAAGGUUGAAGGAAACCCGGCACAUCUGCACUAUCGAAGAGACACGCAUUUCGCAAGCUGAAGAUCGUGCCCUUCCGCGGCACAAGAAAUUUGUACGCGCCUUGCAAAAGCUGCGCCUAGCCUCCGAGCACCAUCCUUCGACGGAGAAGCAUCUGAAGAGUUCGUACCAGAUCAUCAAGGAAAAUGAGCGCCUUUUGCGUUCGUAUCCUUCCUUCAUAGUGCAUCCGUUCAGUUUACUUCGAAUGUCUAGCGAUGUGAUCGCUUUCAUCGUGAUGAACCUUCAUCUAAUGCUACUACCGUUUGCCUUCAGCUUUCUGGCCUUUGAUUCACGCCCCACCCGCCAUCUGGUGGAGUACAUCGAUCUAUCUCUCUGUCUAAUACUGGUCGCUGAGUUUGGCCUAACGUUCUGUACCGGAUUUGUGGUUUACGAAACAAACGAAAUUGUCCUCGAGCCGCGAAAGAUCUUCUUCAACCGUUUGCGCCCCUUUCGGUUGAUGUACGAUCUGUUGCUCUUUCUGCCGUACAUACUACUGCUGGAAGUGUUUGAUGAGCUCAUCUUCGAAGCAGGAGCGGAAAGUUGUCUUGCAUUUAUGUCGUUUCUGUAUCUGUCCCAUAUUGCCCGCUUCCGGGAUAGCAAUCGAUACUUUCGCGUAAUCGCCAGAUCGCUGCAAAUGCCCGAAAGCAAAACGCGCAUUGUGCAGGUCAUCAUGAACACACUGUACGUGCUGCACUGGACCACCUGUCUCGGGUACAUUAUACCGAUUCUACUGCAAGCGAAACCAUCCAGCCGGUCCAUGGACGAGGAAGAGCUUCUAUCGAUGAUGCGAAUGCAACUGCAGCAUCCGAACGUAUCGGCGGUGCUGCAGAACGUCUCCAGCCCUUUUGUGCGACUGCUGUUAAGUGAUUUGGAAAGCAAUGCCUCCACAACCUAUCGGUACUUGCGCAGCAUGAUGGUAACGUUGCGGGUCGGUAUGGCAUCGAGCGAAAAGAAGGAUAUCGAGCAGCAUUUCGUGUACCACUGGAUCAUGAUGCUGGUAAUGUUUCUGGGCUGGCUGUGGUUCAACUACGUGCCGGUGGUGUUGUGCCGGUUCUUCGAUUCGCCCGAAAUGGCCACCGAUCAGUACGAUAAAUUUAUGGCUAAUCUGAAAGCGUUCGCGUACAACAAACACCUGAGCGGUCCGUUGCAAAAGAAGCUAAGGAAUAAUUUUGCAACACGCUUCCGUACCCGGUACUUUGACGAAGAGAUGAUCAUGGGUUUGUUUCCGAAGAAUUUAAGAAGCAGCAUUCGAAUGGAAACCUGUCGCCAUCUUGUUGCGAGUGUCGAUUUGUUCAAGAAUCUCCCGUACUUCAUACUGACGGACAUUGUGAACUGUCUGCAGCUGGAGAUUUAUCUGCAGGACGAUGUCAUUAUUGCGGCCGGCAGUUACGGUGAUUCGAUGUACUUUCUGGCCGUUGGAACGGUAGCAGUGUAUGCGAUGAGUGGGAAGGAGCUGGGCCAUCUGACCGACGGUGCGUACUUUGGGGAGAUAUCGCUUAUCAAACGCAAUCAACAACGGACGGCGAAUGUGAUCGCGCUGGAAGCUUGUGAGAUCUAUCGUUUGUCGCACGAAGAUUUCCAGAACGUUGUGAAGCCGCAUGCCUAUCUGUUGAACCGGAUCCGGAAGCAGGCCGAACAGCGUUUAUCAAUGAUGAAAAAGAAGAAGGAUAAGAUGUAUGGCAAGAAGUUUAUUGAAGCAUUCUUGCAAUGAUCUCCUCAAUUUUUACCUCCACUUGGGAUCUUCUCUUAAAUAAUGUUUUUUUUUGUCUAAAUAAAAGCAAUUUAAAUUGGAUGAUCUGG
Molecule: messenger RNA, 1927 nt
Organism: Anopheles stephensi (Asian malaria mosquito)
Lineage: Eukaryota; Metazoa; Arthropoda; Insecta; Diptera; Culicidae
Product: potassium/sodium hyperpolarization-activated cyclic nucleotide-gated channel 3-like
Exons: 1
Coding region: 84-1838 (584 amino acids)
Source: RefSeq, a predicted model, not a curated record